Molecule: messenger RNA, 450 nt
Organism: Lathyrus oleraceus (garden pea)
Lineage: Eukaryota; Viridiplantae; Streptophyta; Magnoliopsida; Fabales; Fabaceae
Exons: 1
Coding region: 1-450 (149 amino acids)
Source: RefSeq, a predicted model, not a curated record
AUGUUCAGAAAGUUUCAAAAGGAAGGAAGAAAGAAAGAUGGAAAAGUUAUGUUCUUGAUUCACCAGUGUGUGGAUCCUAAUGUGUUCGAGAAGACAACUAAAGAAGAAACAACCAAAGGAAUGUGGGACAAGUUGAAGAGCUUGUACGACAGAGAUGAAAAGCUAAAAAGGGUGAAGUUGCAGACGUUGAGAAAGCAAUUUGAGAUGUCUCGGGUGAAGGAAGAUGAACAAGUCUCUAAAUGCUUUUCACAUGUGGUACUGUUAACAAAUCAGAUGAAAUUGUGUGGUGACUCAAUCAGUGAUUUGCAAAAGAUUGAGAAAGUGUUGAAAUCGCUGACUGCAAAUUUUGAUUAUAUUGUAGUGUCAAUUGAAGAGUCAAAGAACCUAAUUGAGAUGAAGUUAGAAGAACUUCAAGCUUCAUUAGAGGCUCAUGAGAUGAGGCUGAAAUAG